Messenger RNA from Scophthalmus maximus (turbot), 6799 nucleotides. It is a transcript of the gene ctnnd2b, whose product is annotated as catenin (cadherin-associated protein), delta 2b. Gene Ontology annotation, molecular function: cadherin binding. NCBI's taxonomy places the organism in Eukaryota, Metazoa, Chordata, Actinopteri, Pleuronectiformes, Scophthalmidae. The record is from RefSeq and is a predicted model, not a curated record. Bases 396 to 4070 code for a protein of 1224 amino acids. Gene Ontology annotation, biological process: dendritic spine morphogenesis; cell-cell junction assembly; cell-cell adhesion. The transcript is spliced from 25 exons. Gene Ontology annotation, cellular component: postsynaptic density; adherens junction; plasma membrane.
AGAAAGAGAGGUAUAGAGAGAGAGAGGGAGUGAGAGGGAGUGAGAGAGCACCUCUGCCGCUCUCCCAGCCUCCUCUCCUGUGCGCAGUGCUCCGGCCCCGGCCGCUCCUCUCCUCUCCUCUCCUCUCCUCUCCUCUCCUCCUCACUUCCUCCCCACAGCUGGCUGGCUGUCUCCUCCUCCUCUCUCUCCGAUGCUGGGCUCGCCGUCUCCCCUCCGCACACCGGACCAGACACUUCGCAGGGCGGAAUGACUGACUACCUGUUUCGCAUGGUCUGAAUUUCGGGGAAUUUCGCACGUCGGAACUGCGGGGAGUCCAGAGGGAAGGAAACGGAGGCUCUCCACCCCCCACCCCCCGAGGGAAUUUAUUUUACAGAGGCACUGCCAGCGCUGCCGCCAUGUUGAGCCCCGUCCUCAACGCCUCCAACGGAGACGGCUCAGAGUCUGAAACCACCUCCGCCAUCCUCGCCUCCGUCAAGGAACAGGAGUUGCAGUUUGAACGUCUGACCAGGGAGCUGGAGGCCGAACGACAGAUUGUUGCCAGUCAGCUGGAGAGAUGCAAGCUUGGCUCGGAGACUGGAAGCAUGACUAGCAUCAGCUCGGCAGAUGAAAAAUUUCGCUGGAACAACCAAGAUGGACAGAAGGACAUAGAGGAGGAGCUGACCACAGGCCUGGAGCUGGUGGACUCUUGCAUCCGAUCGCUCCAGGAGUCGGGCAUCUUGGACUCACAGGACUCGACGGGAGACAGACAAGGGCUCCUUUCCCAAAGCGCUUUACAGCUCAACAAUCAGGAUGCCUAUGCAGCAGCUGGUUACCAUAGUAACCAAGGCCUGGCACUUGGGGAAACAGUCACGGGCCGCAGCGGGCAUGUUGGUGGGGCGGUUCACAGCUAUAACCAGGUGACAUCCAGCCGCGCCGCUGCCCAGUUUGCGGCGACAGACUCUCCCGCUCAGUCCCAGAGAGACUCAUUUGCCCAGCAGGCUCUUGGCAGCGCCUUCCAUAUGCCCACCGAGGGAGGACCUGCACCUGCCGGACCGUCCAUGUAUUACUCCUGUGCCACUUUACCUGCGCAGCGUGUCAGCUCCCCUCUGCAGGCGGUGGGAUCCCCUACCAAGCUGCAGCGCCUGGGAUCGGCCUCCUCGGACAUGCCCAGCUACGCCACGCUGCAGAGGGUGUCCUCGCCCAAACAGUCGCCCAGCCGACUCGCCAAGUCCUACAGCACCUCAUCGCCCAUCAACAUGGUAGCAUCGGGCGCCGCGGGCUCCUCCUCACCGCUCCCCAUGGCCGCCUCCCCCGGGGGGAACCACACCUCGUCGCCGCUCCACCAGCUCAGCUCGGUAGUGGGAAGCUACGCCACGCUGUCGCCCACCAAGCGCAUGCUGCAUCACAUGGGCGCGGACGGCUACAAGAUUUCCCACGAGCUCUACGCCAACGCAACCCUGCAAAGGCCUGGUAGCCUGGCGGGUAGAGGCUCCAGAGUUUCCUACAGCAGCCAGCACAGUCACCUGGGCUCUGAGCUUCGGCCUCUGCAAUCCCCCGAACACCACAUUGACCCGAUCUACGAAGACAGGGUCUACACCAAACCCGGCCUUAGAGGACAAGUGGUGAACCAGUUGUACCAAGAAGUCCUCAACUAUCUGCUCUGUCCCUACGCUCCUCUUCCUGCUUUAGCCCCGCCCUCUCCCGGUGUCGACCCAAUCCCCUUGCAGCGAACGGGAAGCCAGAGCGCCACCGCCACCUUUCAGAGAGGCAGCUUCGCCACAGGAGGCGGGGCGGCUGACUACGCCAACCCGUAUCGCACUCUGCAGUUCUGCCCGUCCACGGAGUCGCCUUACAGCAAGUCGGGCCCGGCGCUACCCCCCGAGGCUGCCCUCGGCCGGUCUCCAUCUGUGGACAGCAUCCAGAAGGAUCCAAGGUACGACCCCGAUUUCCUUGUGUGGAAUCAAAAUCAAGCCGAGCAAAGAAUGACAAAGGAGUUUGGCUGGAGGGACCCCGAGCUGCCAGAGGUGAUCCAGAUGUUGCAGCAUCAGUUCCCGUCGGUCCAGUCCAACGCUGCCGCCUACCUCCAGCACCUGUGCUUUGGAGACAACAAGAUCAAAUCUGAGAUCCGGCGGCAGGGCGGCAUCCAGCUGCUGGUGGACCUGCUGGACCACCGGAUGACCGACGUCCACCGCAGCGCCUGCGGAGCGCUCCGAAACCUGGUGUACGGCAAGGCCAACGACGACAACAAGAUUGCCCUGAAGAACUGCGGAGGCAUACCUGCUCUGGUCCGACUGCUGCGGAAGACCACAGAUGUGGAGAUCCGAGAGCUGCUCACAGGCGUCUUGUGGAACCUGUCGUCGUGCGACGCCCUCAAGAUGCCCAUCAUCCAGGACGCCCUGGCCGUGCUGACCAACGCUGUGAUCAUCCCCCACUCAGGCUGGGACACCUCCCCGCAUACACAGGAGGACCGCAAGCUGCAUCUACACUCGUCCCAGGUCCUCCGCAACGCCACGGGCUGUCUCCGGAAUGUGAGUUCGGCAGGCGAGGAGGCCCGCAGGAGGAUGAGGGAGUGUGAGGGGCUGACGGACGCGCUGCUCUAUGUCAUCCAGACCGCCCUGGGGAGCAGUGAGAUCGACAGCAAGACGGUAGAGAACUGUGUGUGCAUCCUGAGGAACUUGUCGUACCGCCUGGCUGCAGAGACAUCCCACAGCCAGCAGGGGGGGUCGGAGGAGCUGGACGGUCUGCUAUGUGACACGGGCGGGAAGGACGCCGAGAGCUCCGGAUGCUGGGGCAAGAAGAAGAAGAAAAAGAAGGGACACGACCAGUGGGAUGGUGUCGGCCCGUUUCCAGACUUGGCGGAGCCCCCGAAAGGCAUCCAGAUGUUAUGGCACCCCACCAUUGUCAAGCCCUACCUCACACUGCUGUCUGAGUGCUCCAACCCAGACACCCUGGAGGGCGCGGCCGGGGCCCUGCAGAACCUAGCUGCUGGCAGCUGGAAGUGGUCGGUGUAUAUCCGGGCUGCAGUGCGAAAGGAGAAGGGCCUCCCCAUCCUGGUGGAGUUGCUGAGGAUAGACAACGACCGCGUGGUGUGCGCCGUGGCCACCGCGCUGAGAAACAUGGCCCUGGACGUCAGGAACAAAGAGCUCAUUGGUAAAUAUGCCAUGAGGGACCUGGUGCACCGUUUGCCUGGGGGUAGCAACAACAACAACAGCACCAGCGGCGUAGGCGGGGUCUCCAACAACAGCGGCCUGGGGGGGAAGACCAUGUCGGACGACACCAUCACGGCUAUCUGCUGCGCGCUGCACGAGGUCAUCACCAAGAACAUGGAGAACACCAAGGCUCUGAGGGACGCCGGCGGCAUCGAGAAGCUCAUCGGCAUCGCCCGCACCAAAGGAGACAAAAUUCCUAGACAUAGUCCCAAAGUGGUGAAAGCAGCAUCUCAAGUCCUGAACAGCAUGUGGCAGUACAGAGACCUCCGCAGCCUCUACAAAAAGGAUGGCUACUCUCAGUACCAUUUCGUCGGCUCUUCCUCCACAAUAGAGAGGGACAGACAGCGACCUUACUCUUCCUCUCGCACUCCGUCCAUCUCUCCCGUACGGACCUCACCAAACAAUCGAUCAGCAAGUGCACCCGCUUCCCCCAGGGAGAUGAUGGCACUGAAGGAGAGGAAGGCCGACUACGAGUCGACUGGCAAUGCCAGUUACCAUGGCAACAAGGGCGAGCACACAUCCCGGAAGGACGCCAUGACAAGUCAAAUCUCCGGUGGGUCUUCAACACUGCACAGAGGAGCGUACGUGUCACCCACUGAUGACCUGAAAUAUAAUCAGGUCUCUUGUCAAGGCUUGCCGUCCGAGCCCUACCCUCCUUUCCAGAACCCUCCCCCGCCCGACGGCGGCAGCUACGAGGACCAGGCCUUUUACGAGAACCAGGUUCACGUGGGAGGGCGCCCCCCGCAGGGCGAGCUCAACAUGCACCUGCAGGGCCUCAAGUCCACCGGCAACUAUGUCGACUUCUACUCAGCCUCGCGGCCCUACAGUGAGCUCAACUAUGAGACCAGCCACUAUCCAGCCUCACCGGACUCCUGGGUCUAAGGGGGAGAUGGGGGUGUUGGUGGGGGAGGGGGAGAGAAUGGAUGAGGGACGAUGAAUGGAUAGUUUUUGAAUAGGUGGAGGAGAGAAGACAGUCCCUUCCUCCCCAUCCUCCCCUGUAGCUCCUGAGUAGCAUCAUACAGUAGGCAGCGGGACGACAGAAGGGGAGGAUGGAGCACAAGAAAGGAGUAUUGAGGAGAAAAUAUAGGACAUUACACUCUUUUCAGAUGGAGGAGGGGGAGAGGGGGGCAAAGAAGGGCCGGAGGCAAACGGAGGAGCGGCCAUGCAUGUGCAUGCACACCACCAACACAGACCGACAGACACAUUCUCUCGUCGUGUUUUGUUUGUGAUCAACAACGGCUCGAGAAGUUCGGGGCGGACAGAAAGACCCGAUGCACCCGAGGGCCUCUGGAUGCAGAAUGUCAAAGAGAGACGGACGCGAGGAAAGAUGAAAAUGAGGGAAAAGCAUGACGGAAAAGGCGGGAAAUACUGUACAUUGGGACGAAGAAGGGCAACGAAAGAGAGAAACUGAUCAGUGGACUCAGGGACGGAAGGUUGUGGACCGCGAGUGGCACGUGAGAGAGACACCCGGGAGAACCUGUAAAUAUGUGGUAUAGCAAACGUGGCUUUUAGUAAUGUGAAGCACAAGAGGCAGAGCUGUAGGACAUGUAGAUCGUCUGUCACACGAACUUUUGUUUCUUCUCUGGCUUCAGCGUGAUGUUUCCUCCCUCCGGGCAAAGAACUCUUCUGGACUUUGUCAUUUGUAACGAUCUUUUCUUUUUCUUUUUGUUGUGUUUCUACUUUUUUAAUUCUUGAUUCCGGUUGUAUAGUACUCGGAUGUACAUUGUACAUUUACGGAGACGCAUAGUGUACUGUACAUUGCACUAUUUUCUGUGUCAUGUCAGGGCAUUUUUCACCGCCAGGUCAACCUCACUCCCUCUCCCCCAAAACACACACACACACACACACACACACACACACACGGUGUCUGCACUCAGACGGUCUGAAAUCAUAUCACAGCUACAGACGGAUGUCAACACGUCGCUGACACGGAAGCGCUGAGUAUGAAUUGGGUAUCGAAGCAUCAAUUCUGGCAGGUCACGGUGCUCCUUUUACUGCCCUGCAGAUAGUUUUUCACAGAAUAACACAGCUGCCAAAAUAGCUGCAGAGAGCCGCGAACAGCUGAGAAGCCUUUUCCUUGACAAAACUCUCAUUUUUUUGGAGGCCGGCUUGUUUUUUUUUGGCAGCUUUCUUUCCACAUUAAGGCCACACAUCCCCUCUUUUUUUGUUCCCAUGGGCCAUUCCUCCAAGUGAACUGCGCUCCUUGUGUAUAUAACCGUGCCAAACAAGGGUUAUUUCCCCUCAGCUGAAGAAGGCCGGGGGGGGGGGGGGGGGGGGGUUAAGGGGUGCGUUUAAGGGUCCAAGUUCUGCUGAAGCUUUCAGCCGAACAUCCUCAUGGUUCUAACAAUGCCAGUUUGUAAAUGCUUUGUUUUUUCUAAACUGUGUUUUACUGGGAUGAAAACUGUCCAGCGGCACCGGGACCGGGGAGAAAAAUUCAAAAUGAAAAACUUAAAAUAAAAAGAAAAGAGACAAAAGAUACCCACAGAGGGACUGUGACCAGGCGGGAGCCUCGCUUCCUCCAAAGUUGUACAAAAUUAGUUGAUUUCUGUGUUGUAAAAUAAUCAAUGUUUGAAGUACAAAAAAAAACUAAAGAAAAACUUUUCUGAGAGAUGGGUGGCAAUUCUAACUUCAUGGUAGACAAAACUGUUAAUAGAGUCUGGAUAUAUAUUAUAUAAAUAUAAAUAUAUACUUUUUAUGUGCAGAUGUGGAUGUCACUUAUAGCAGCAACAUUAUGUUAAAAAAAAAAAAAGAAGAACAAAAAAAAAGAGUACAGCAACAUGUAGGGAAUUUCGUUCACAUUUAAUUUCCUGGUCAACACACUAAACUGUCGACUCGUGUAGUAAUGUUGUUGCUGUGUGGAGUAGAGUAGACCAGGGCCCAGGGAUCCACGUUGUCACGGAAGCAGUCCGAGAAAAAAGGUGCUACGUCUGUGAGAGAGAGCCUGCGACGUGCCGGCGCACGUUGUGAAAUUCAGAGCUGUUGAUUAUGAGUUAUUAACUUUUUUCUACAUGUCACAGGUGACCGGUUCGGACCACAUGACAACCGAACGGUCACAAGCGUGUUUCCUCCCAAAGGUGUGUUUCCCGUGCAUGAAACUCCCAAUUGGUAUCAUUAUGCUUUAAAAGAAAAAAAAGAAAGACAAAAAAACCCCCCGCAUUCCAUGGACGCAUGAGUGUUUGUCGACAGUAGAUCUGAAACUUCACGGUGACUUUGCUUUUCCUGUUUUUGUGUGUGCGUGUGAGAAAAGGCGAAAUUGUAAUACGUGACAACAGUCCCUGGUUCUCCCUACCCACUGCUGUUGUAGAAGACCUAGAGGUCUGACGCUUGACAAAAUGAUUCAUGAUGCAACGUGUCCCCACUGAAACACUGGAUGAGAAAGCAGACGUACUGUGAUUUGUUAGUGAGCAUCUUGGGGGGGGGAACUGACGACGUUUUGUAUGUCCUUGUGAUCCUUAGGCAGAACAACUGUAAGAAGAUAUGACAUCGGUAACCUUCUUUUUUUCUCUUUUGUUGCUAGGCCAAACGUGUUUCAAAAAGAGAAUUGUGAAUCUUUCUAUUGCCUCAAACAGAUUGCAACUGCUCCAAAAAAAUAUAAACGGACCAUCAAAGAA